Molecule: messenger RNA, 240 nt
Organism: Rodentolepis nana
Lineage: Eukaryota; Metazoa; Platyhelminthes; Cestoda; Cyclophyllidea; Hymenolepididae
Source: the annotation of a GenBank genome assembly
AUGAAACUCUAUAUCCAUAACGAUUUGUCUUCAAGUUCCUUCGUUUUCGUUCGAGUUGAUUCAGUGAAAAGACCCCUACAACCACCGAACGAAGGACCUUACAAAGUCCUCAAAUGCAAACCAAGAUAUUUCAUUCUUGACCGCAACGGCACUAAGGACUCCGUCAUCAUCGACAGGUUGAAACCGGAUUAUGUGGAAUCCUCGGCUUGCCUACCCGUCUUCUUCUACCGUUCCUGUUGA